Copidosoma floridanum is the source of this 1791-nucleotide messenger RNA. Its product is annotated as juvenile hormone esterase-like. NCBI's taxonomy places the organism in Eukaryota, Metazoa, Arthropoda, Insecta, Hymenoptera, Encyrtidae. The record is from RefSeq and is a predicted model, not a curated record.
AUGAUACUUUCAUACAUCUUAGUUUCACUUUUUGUAUUUACUAUUAAUGUCAAUGCCAAAUCUCGUCUGGUACACACGGAGGAUGGCCUCAUCUUCGGAGAGUCAUCAUACACUGUCAUAAAAUCAGUACCAUAUCUAUCGUUCAGAGGAAUCCCAUACGCUGAACCUCCAGUCGAUGACUUGAGAUUUCAGGCUCCUCAACCAAAACAACCGUGGAGAAAAAUAUUGUACGCAUUUUCGGACAAAGACCAAUGCAUCCAGUCAAACGAGAACAACAUCUCCGGUUCCGAGGACUGCCUCUACCUCAACGUUUACACACCUAAUCAAGCUUUUGAGACGAGCUUGAAACCGGUCAUAGUUUGGAUACAUGGUGGAGUUUUCGCCCGAGGUAACGCAAGCAAAGCCCUUUACGGGCCAGAUUUCCUCAUCGAAGCAGAUGUCGUUGUCGUUACCAUACAAUACCGGCUGGGAGCAUUAGGCUUCAUGAACAUCAAUCACCCAAGCGUUUCCGGAAACAAUGGCCUUAAAGAUCAAAACUUGGCUUUAAAAUGGGUCCAGAAGAACAUCCAUCACUUUGGAGGUGACCCGAACAAAGUAACGCUCAUGGGCCAACAAGCGGGAGGAGUGGCGGUCGAUCUCCACAAGAUAUCGAACAUGUCCACUGGACUGUUCCAGCAAACAAUUUCAUUGAGCGCAUCUCCUCUUUGCAAAUACUGGGGUUUCCAAAAUCGCGCCGAGGCCCGCACGCAAGCUUUCUUACUGGGUAAACUGCUUGGCAUCGAAGCAGACGACGAGGAGGAAUUGAUAGGGUUUUUGAAGAACGUUGCUGCUUACGAAAUUGUCAAAAAAGCCAGUAAAUUACCACUGAUUCCCUUCAGACCGACGUUGGAGAAAGCCGAUGUUGCUGUGGACGAACCAAAGUUUAUAACAGAGUGUGCGCCAAAACUGUACCACGAAGGGCACUACAACAAAGGCCCCCACAUGAUGGGUUUCACGCCCAAUGACAUAUUACUUCUGGUUCAAUCGUCGGACGAUUUGAUGCAGUACCACAAAGAGGCUGUGAAAUCGAUAAACAACAAUGACAUGCUGAAUUCUAUUUCGUUCGUCCCGAAGGUAAUAACCGCACCUCUUGAAAAAACCAUAGGAUUGGAAAAAAUGGCUUUCAACAAAUUGAUUGAGGAAUUGUCGGACAUUUAUUUCGUAACGGGAAUCGACAUGAAGCAAAAGUUGCUCAACGAACACAAUGACGCGCCGAUUUACUAUUAUCGUUAUCUGUUCAAAUCGUCACAAUACAGCGACAAAUCUGGAGACUGGAAGAAUUGGAAUGAAAUCGCAUAUGAAGAUAUAUUGAACCACAUUUUCUACAAACUUAAUGUGGAAAUUGAACUCAAUAACCCGAAGAUCACAAUCAUGCGGGAAAAACUUGUGAAAUUGUUCACGAACUUUGCCAAAUACGGCAAUCCCACGCCAAUUGGUGAGAGAGACAUGUUCUUGGGGAUCACAUGGCCUGACUCUGGUAGCGAGGGAGCCCACUUGGACAUCAAUGACGACACGACUCUUACUCUAGGCGAUCGUCCAAUAAACGAACUCAUCGAAGUGUACCAAAAAUUGUGUUUUGAUGACUUUCUUUACAGCGACUGCAACUCCAGCGUGCUGAGCGACAUAUUCAAGUACAUAACAAGUAUCCCUGGUAGAACUAUCUCAACGAUUUCGAAUGUCAAAGACAAAUUCAAGGAAAAAAUAACAAACACUAUUUCAAGCGCUAUAAAAAAAAUUCCAGUGAUCGGAUAG